CCCUCGCGGCCCCACUUACUCUGCGGCCGGCACCCACACCGCCGGAGCCGGCAAGCUGGUGACUGCAGCUGCUGCGCGUCCUCGUCUUCCCGCGUCACUGCUGCCGCCAUGCCUGGAGGUCUCCUUCUUGGGGACGAGGCUCCCAACUUCGAGGCCAAUACUACCAUCGGCCGUAUCCGUUUCCACGACUAUCUGGGAGACUCAUGGGGCAUUCUCUUCUCGCACCCUCGGGAUUUCACCCCUGUGUGUACCACGGAGCUCGGCAGAGCCGCAAAGCUGGCACCCGAAUUUGCCAAGAAGAACGUGAAAAUGAUUGCCCUCUCAGUGGAUAGUGUUGAAGACCAUCUUGCCUGGAGCAAGGAUAUCAAUGCUUACAAUGGUCAGGAGCCCACAGAAAAAUUACCUUUCCCCAUCAUUGAUGAUAAGAAUCGGGACCUUGCCAUCCUGUUAGGCAUGCUGGACCCAGCAGAGAAGGACGAAAAGGGCAUGCCUGUGACAGCUCGUGUGGUAUUUAUCUUUGGUCCUGAUAAGAAGCUGAAGCUGUCUAUCCUCUACCCAGCAACCACUGGCAGGAACUUUGAUGAGAUUCUCAGGGUAAUUACCUCUCUCCAGCUGACAGCGGAAAAGAGGGUUGCCACCCCCGUUGAUUGGAAGGAUGGCGAUAGCGUGAUGGUUCUUCCAACCAUCCCUGAAGAUGAAGCCAAAAAAAUUUUCCCUAAAGGAGUCUUCACCAAAGAGCUCCCGUCUGGCAAGAAGUACCUCCGUUACACGCCCCAGCCGUAGUCCCCCAAGGAGGUGGUUAGCACAGUGAGCCAGGGGACGCCGGCUGCCAGUCAUGUUCUCCUGCACCUGUUCCAUAACAACAUCCUGGUGUGAUCACAGCCAAGGCCUUUAGGUUGCUAUACUACUGGCUUAUUAAACAAAAUGGCACUAAAAAUUUCUUGGGAUCCUUUCCUCUGUGCCUUCACCAGCAUUCUGUUCUGUUCCUGCACCGUAGCACUCUCUGCUGUCUCUGAAAUGUAGUCUGUAUGUGAGAUUCAAGUCUUGGAUGUCUACAGGCUGUGGGGUCGAUGAGGUAGUGUCAGUUGAUGGUGGAGAAAGUCUGUUCUGCUCCAUCAUAGAAUGUCAGGUUUUCAGCUGUUCCAAUCAAAUCCAGAACUUGACGUUCAGAUUCCCCUGUAGAUACGAGUAUAUAACCCAAAAACCUGUAGAGUAUCCAGAAAUUCUCCACUCUUCAGGGUUUUGAUCGCAGCGGGGGCAACAAACUUUUCAAUUCUAUACUUUUUCAGUAGAUAACUGAAGUGGGAUGAGCGGGGGAGGAAUCUUUAAAUAUUUUGCUAUAACGAAAAUUUUUCGAGAAAUUUCUAUUAAAAAAGAGAGGCUAUAGAAGAAGUUCCACUUGCCUGCCUGCCAGGGAGGUGGACCAGGAGGUGUGAGCGAUACGACAGUGCCAUGUGCCUUUCAUGCAAAGUAUUUCCAUAUGUCUGUCUGCUCUACACUGAUGGGCGCAAGAGCAUACCUUGGGAAGAAAGGAGGAAAUGAUUGAAAAUGUUUUGUUAUAGAACUAUUCUUGCCGUGAGGGGGUGGGGCUGUUUUCUGAGUUUUGCUUUUUGGGGAUCAGCAAAUAAAUUCUUUGUUAAAACUGGA
Molecule: messenger RNA, 1647 nt
Organism: Felis catus (domestic cat)
Lineage: Eukaryota; Metazoa; Chordata; Mammalia; Carnivora; Felidae
Gene: PRDX6
Product: peroxiredoxin 6
Exons: 5
Coding region: 109-783 (224 amino acids)
Biological process (GO): cellular oxidant detoxification; cell redox homeostasis
Cellular component (GO): mitochondrion; cytosol
Molecular function (GO): peroxiredoxin activity
Source: RefSeq, a predicted model, not a curated record